Seriola dumerili (greater amberjack) is the source of this 1666-nucleotide messenger RNA. It is a transcript of the gene aldh3b1, whose product is annotated as aldehyde dehydrogenase family 3 member B1-like. Gene Ontology annotation, molecular function: aldehyde dehydrogenase (NAD+) activity. Bases 117 to 1565 code for a protein of 482 amino acids. Lineage: Eukaryota; Metazoa; Chordata; Actinopteri; Carangiformes; Carangidae. Gene Ontology annotation, biological process: aldehyde metabolic process. Gene Ontology annotation, cellular component: cytoplasm. The transcript has 10 exons. The record is from RefSeq and is a predicted model, not a curated record.
UUCCCGUGGAUGGAUAUCAUAGUAAGUUUUUUUAGAAAUAGAAAAUUCCUUAAAUUCCAGGGAAAAGGGGAAAGAUUUGCUCUCACACUAACCUGCUACUUUCCUCAGGUGAAAGAAUGGAAACCCAUAGUCAGGUAGUUGACAGGCUGCGGUCAUCGUUUCGUUCAGGUGUCACAAUACCAGAGCAGUUUCGUCGAACACAGCUGACCAAGCUGAUGUCCAUGCUCAAAGACAACGAGGAACAGAUUUUAAAUGCAUUGCACAAAGACCUCGCCAAGCCAAAGUUUGAGGCCAUCCUGUCUGAGGUUGACAUUGUGAUCAAUGAGUUGCACCAUGCCAUCGCUAACUUCAAAAGCUGGAUGCAGCCAGAGUAUGUCAGCAAAAACCUGGCCACAAAACUAGAUGACUGUUUUGUAAAGAGGGAGCCGUUAGGAGUUGUGUUAAUCAUCGGGGCCUGGAAUUACCCCCUGCAACUCCUUAUCCUACCUAUGGUUGCGGCUAUUGCAGCAGGAAACUGUAUAGUGGUCAAGCCUUCAGAGGUCAGUGCUGCCACAGACAGUCUGAUAGCAGAACUCAUCCCCAAGUACCUGUCUCAGGACUGUUAUGCAGUUGUUAGUGGUGGAGCGGAGGAGACCAAGGCUCUUCUGCAGAAUCGCUUUGACCACAUCUUCUACACAGGUUCUCAGACCGUGGCUCGCAGCAUCCUGCAGGCGGCUUCGGUCCACUUGACCCCAGUGACCUUGGAGCUGGGCGGGAAGUGUCCGUGCUUCAUAUAUGGUCGGGUGAACAUCGCAGCUGCUGCUCGCCGCUUGGCGUGGGCUAAGUUCUUCAACGCGGGCCAGAGCUGCGUGGCUCCGGACUACGUUCUGUGCUCGCUGGCCACGCGGGACGCCCUGCUGCCGGCACUGCGGGAAGCCCUGGAGGGUUUCUACAGCAAGGAGCCCAAGACGUGUCCCGACCUGUCCCGCAUCGUGUCACCCCGGCACUGGAUGCGUCUGAUGGAACUGCUCAAGAAGUCCAGUGGUAAAGUUGUUCUGGGAGGAGAGAGCGACCAGGAGGAGAAAUACAUAGCUCCCACAGUGCUGGUGGACGUGUCUGAAGACGACGCCCUGAUGGAGGAGGAGAUUUUCGGCCCCAUCCUGCCCAUCCUAACAGUGGAGUCUCUGGAGGAAGGCAUCGACUUCAUCAACCGUAAAGAGAAAGCUUUGGCUGUCUAUGUUUUCUCUGAUGAAUCCUCUGUGGUCAACACGGUGCUGGAGAAGACCAGCAGCGGAGGAUUCUGCUCCAAUGAUGGGAUCGUCCACAUGACCCUGCCAAGCCUGCCUUUUGGAGGUGUAGGUAGGGGCCAGUGGUUGGGGCAGUUACCACGGCCGCUGGGGCUUCGAGACGUUCAGCCACCAGCGGGCCUGCAUGCUGCGCGGCUGGGCUCUGGAGAGGCUCAACGGCCUGCGUUACCCUCCGUACAGCGACGAAAAGCUGGGCUGGCUGCGCUGGACCACGUCACCCAAGAGCAGCUGCUCGCUCAUGUGAUGACAAGCUGUGUGUGUGUGUGUGUGUGUAGAUAGUGGAGCUUUUUUAUACUUUAUGCAUGAGUGAAUGUUGGAAGUUAAUAUAGAAACAGGAUUAAGCAUUCUUUUUUUAAGGGGUGUGUGUGUGUGUGUGUGUG